AUGGUCCGCGUCUUCCACAGCGGCGGCAGGUACCUGGUGUGGCAGCCGCAGGACAUCUACGACCUCCGUGCGAACCACCGCAUCGUCGGCGCGCUGAUUGGAGCGCCCAACCAGUGCUGCAAGGGCGUCGCCGCAGAGCCCAGCCCGCCGCUCGCGCUCUCGCCGGAGGAGGUCGUGCUGCUCGCGGAGCUUGGCGCCGUCUCCGUGCUCGAGUGCAACGGCUCCGCGCCGCCUGCCGAGGACGUCCCAACCUUUGGCGCGGCCGCCGCCGCGGCAGCCGGCGGCAGCAGCGGCGGCGGCGACGGCGGCGGCGACACGAGCGGCGGCGCCGAAGCGGGCGGCGGAGGACUCGUCCUGCCAAAGACGGGCUUCGUGUCGAUAGCGCGCGAGUGCUCCGACUGGCGCGAGGCUUCUCUGCCGCCGCUGACGGCCGAGGCGCUGCGGGAGCGGCACGCCGAGCGGCGGCCGCAGGUGCGCGUCUUCCGCGCGCUGUGGGACGCGGGCUGCUACCUGUCGUGCGGGCUCAAGUUUGGGGGCGACUUCCUCGCCUACACCGACGACCCGAUGCGCUGCCACGCCGCCGCCGUCGUCACCGUGCUGCCCGCCCCGCCGCCGGCCGGGCGGGACGCGUCCGCGACACGUCCGCCGGCGAGUCCCCUGCGCGCGGUGCAGCUCGGCUGCCUCAGCCGGAUGGCGGCGGGCGCGCGCAAGCUGGCGCUACUCGCCUUCGUCCCGAGCGGCGCCGACGGCCGGGUGGACUUCCGCGCCAUCGACGGCGCGCACAGGGUGGUGCCGUUCGAGGCGGCCGCGCUCGCGGGGUGGGACUUUGGAGAGUGGAGGGACGAGGCGAGGGGGGCGGGGGCGGGCGCCAAGCGGAAGCGGAGAGGCAGCACCGGCGUGGAUCUGCACCUGAAGGUGAGGUGA
Emiliania huxleyi CCMP1516 is the source of this 924-nucleotide messenger RNA. RefSeq lists its product as hypothetical. Gene Ontology annotation, biological process: tRNA splicing, via endonucleolytic cleavage and ligation; tRNA-type intron splice site recognition and cleavage. The record is from RefSeq and is a predicted model, not a curated record. Bases 1 to 924 code for a protein of 307 amino acids. Gene Ontology annotation, molecular function: nucleic acid binding; tRNA-intron lyase activity. The transcript has a single exon. NCBI's taxonomy places the organism in Eukaryota, Haptophyta, Isochrysidales, Noelaerhabdaceae.